AUGGCAUCUCACUGGUGGAAUGAUUUCAUUGCAAAGCGCAAGGGAACAACAAUACAGCAGCAACAGCAACAGCGUGAUGAUGAGCAACAACAACAGCAGCAGCUGGAAAUGGGUGUCUCUCCACCUGACAUGACACAGUCAUACCAUGCUCUUGGACAAACCUAUCCUUCAAGAGCUGGAUUAGGUCGUACACCUUACCCAAGUUUUUAUGGUACAUUGUCAUCAGAAUACAACUACCACCAACAACAGCAACCAGGAUCCAUGAGAUCACGUUAUGAUUCAGUGCUACGAUAUUAUGAUGCCAAUUAUUGUACUACCCCUGUCACGCCUGUGGCUGCAUACCAUUCACCAUUUCAAACUGCACAUCCAUUGGCAUACAACAACAUGACAACACCCGCUCCUAUAGAAGAACAACAGCAUUCCAAACAGCAUUCCAAACACGAGCUUGCAUAUUUCCCAUCACAACAACAAGUGGAUACAACAACAACAACACAUCCAAAUGCUGCUGCUACUACUACUCUACACAACAACAACAAAAAUGAAACACCAUCACCCAAUCAUCAAUUCAAGGAGAUACCAUUAACUUCGGCUCAGGACAAUGUCUCAUGUGCAAGUACGGUGGUGCCGAUUCAUACCACAAUGGAUGAAAAAGCAAAAGCGUUACCAGAGCAAGAGAUGAUGAGACGUGAAGCAAUGUUUAAAUCAUUACGACAACGUCGAGUGUGGUUCCCUUUCUUCUCGUACCUAAGUGCGAUCGGCAUGGUGGUGGUCUUUGUCAUCAGCGUGAUAAACAACCGAUCCAUGACAGGCAAUGUAUUUGAAACAUCUCCCUUCAAUAUGAUGCUGGGUCCUUCGACACAGGCCUUGGUUCAAGUGGGAGCCCAUUAUGCACCAUGCAUGCGAUCAUUCGAUGAUAAGGCUGCUGCCAACUUUGUGUGCCCCAAUCAAACCGAUGCAAACAACCAUGGGCCCACUAUGCCAGACUUGAUCUUGACCUUGCACACGAGUAACGAUAACAGCACCAGUUGCCCAAUUCAGGAGAUCUGUGGCAUGUCACAUGAUGCGCCCAAUCAACUCUAUCGCAUUGUCACGGCUCUCUUUGUUCAUUCUGGUAUCGUGCAUUUGUUCAUCAACAUGCUUGUCCAUUUGGGAAUCGGAAGACGUAUCGAACGAAGGCUUAAUCCUAUCCGCUAUGGCUUUGUAUGGUGUAUCACUGGUACUGUUGGCUACGUUACAAGCACCACCUUUUCGCCAGCUGUCAGUGCAACCAUGGGAUGCUCUGCAUCGCUCUUUGGUGUUACAGUGCUCUUGCUAGUAGACUUGGUACGCAGUUGGGGACUUAUUCCAGAUGCUGGAUGGGAGUUGUUCAAGCUAAUAUGCUUGACAGCCUUAGGUUUGGGUUAUGGAUAUUUGCCAGGGCCAGACAACUUUGCACACGUGGGUGGAUUGAUUGCAGGUCUUCUUAUGGCUGUCAUUGUGAUGCCAACAGCCGAUACAUCAUCCCGAGCUCGACGUAUCUUCCUUUGGAUGACGCGUUUGGUCGCAUUCGUUCUGCUUAUUGUAGCAUGCUACUUGUUGCUCGAUGCCUUUUACAAGGGCAAAUCCCCUAAAGAGGUAUGCUCAUGGUGCAAGUUUCUAGCAUGCCUUCCUGUUGGUGACAUGUGUAAUGCAUACGAUGCCAUUUGA
This is a messenger RNA of Lichtheimia ornata, 1686 nucleotides long. RefSeq lists its product as uncharacterized. The transcript is spliced from 8 exons. NCBI's taxonomy places the organism in Eukaryota, Fungi, Mucoromycota, Mucoromycetes, Mucorales, Lichtheimiaceae. Gene Ontology annotation, molecular function: serine-type endopeptidase activity. Gene Ontology annotation, cellular component: membrane. Bases 1 to 1686 code for a protein of 561 amino acids. The record is from RefSeq and is a predicted model, not a curated record. Gene Ontology annotation, biological process: proteolysis.